GACCACGCGCUCCGGGGCUGGGCGCAGGCGGAGCUGUGCAUCGACUACUUCCCAGACCCCGCGGCGAGGGCCGCCCCGGCGGCGGCCCCGGGCCGGGCCUCGGAGGGCGGAGCGCCCGAGCGGCUGGCGCCCGACCAGCCAGGCACGCCCGUGGUCGUGCACGGGCUCGCCGGCGCGCCGAGGCAGAGCGGCCUCUCCGCGAGGGCCGUGAGGUUCGUGGAGGAGACGGGGUGGUACGCCGUGCAGCUCCCCGGCGGCGAGCAGACGCUCGUGCGGCCCGAGGACCUGCGGCCAGAGGUCUCCCACGCGGCCAAGGCGGCGAAGGGCAAGCGCAGCGCGCCGCCGCAGGAGACCGGCGUGCGGGGCCGGGGCACGUGCCGUACUUCGGGGAGUCACCAGGGAGGCACGUGCCGUACUUCGUGAAGUACUGCGGCGUGUCGUACUUCGGGGAGGGGGCAGAGGAUGGCCUGCCGCACGGUGGAGGGACGGGCGUCUACCCAGACGGCGCCUCGUACGACGGGGAGUGGUACAAGGGCAGGCGCCACGGUCGGGGCAAGCACAGCCACCCGGACGGCCGCUGGUACGACGGGAUGUGGUGCGACGACCAGCGGAGCGGCCGCGGCUCGGAGCGCCUCGCGGACGGCCGCUGCGUCGAGGUCGAGUACGCGGGCGGGCGGCGACUGCCCUUGCCCACCUCCUCGUCCUCCGCCUCGUCGCCUUGGGCCUGA
Prorocentrum cordatum is the source of this 728-nucleotide messenger RNA. NCBI's taxonomy places the organism in Eukaryota, Dinophyceae, Prorocentrales, Prorocentraceae. The record is from the annotation of a GenBank genome assembly.